Molecule: messenger RNA, 3719 nt
Organism: Suncus etruscus (white-toothed pygmy shrew)
Lineage: Eukaryota; Metazoa; Chordata; Mammalia; Eulipotyphla; Soricidae
Gene: ZNF202
Product: zinc finger protein 202
Exons: 6
Coding region: 74-2026 (650 amino acids)
Biological process (GO): regulation of DNA-templated transcription
Cellular component (GO): nucleus
Source: RefSeq, a predicted model, not a curated record
GGGGCUCGGGCGGAGAUUGGGCGCCAGCAACCGCGUGAGCCCUGGAUGGUGUGAGCCAGCCCAGAGCCAGAACAUGGCCGCGACGGCCUUGGAGGCGGUGGCCGGGCCAGAUGUGUGGAGCGACACGGACGACGAGGGCAUCCUGCUGGUGAAGCUGGAAGAGGACGCCGGCUACCGGCCCACCUCAGCCCUGCCCACGGACGACCCGGUGCCCGAGGCCUCGCACCAGCACUUCCGACGCUUCCGCUACCAGGAGGCGGCCAGCCCCCGGGAGGCCCUGGUGAGGCUGCGGGAGUUGUGCCACCAGUGGCUGCGCCCCGAGCGGCGGACGAAGGAGCAGAUCCUGGAGCUGCUGGUGCUGGAGCAGUUCCUCACCGUGCUGCCCGGGGAGCUGCAGAGCUGGGUGCGGGGCCAGCGGCCUGAGAGCGGCGAGGAGGCCGUGACGCUGGUGGAGGGUUUGCAGCGACAGCCCAGGAGACCAAGGCGGUGGGUGACUGUCCGUGUGCAUGGCCAGGAAGUCCUGUCCGAGGAGACAGCGCCUCCAGGAGCAGAGCCCAGGAGCCCGAGGGAGCUGCCAGAACCUCCGCAGAUGGCAGCUGAGGAGUCCCUGGACUGCACUGCCCGCUCUCCCACUCUGAGCCCAGAGGAGCAGAGCUUGGAUCAGGCUCCGGAGCCUCAGCCCACACAGGAGAGCGAGGUUCCUGUACCCCACGCCCCAGACCUUCCCGAGGAGAACACAGGAAACCCAGAAAUGGUCGCGCUGCUUACUGCUCUCUCCCAGGGCCUGGUAACGUUCAAGGACGUGGCUGUCUGCUUCUCCCAGGACCAGUGGAGUGAUCUGGACCCAACACAGAAAGAGUUCUAUGGGGAGUAUGUUCUGGAAGAAGAUUGUGGCAUUGUGGUUUCCCUGUCAUUCCCAAUACCUAGACUGGAAGAGCUCUCCCACAUCAGAGAGGAUGAGCCUGUGGUCACAGAGACUCCAGACACUCAAGAGAUUCAAGAUGUUCAAGAGCCGGAAAUCCUGAGUUUCACCUACACAGGAGACAGGAGCGAUGAUGAGGAAGACUAUAUAGAAGGAGAAAACCCGAAUUUGAAGGAUUCGCACAGGCCUACCGUGGGCAACGUGGAAAUCCACCAGACACCAGACUGGGAAAUGAUCUUUGAGGAUGAUCCCGAGAGACGGAAUGAAAGGCUAUUUGGGACAACCAUUUCCCAAGUUAACAGCUUCCUGAGUCUCCCCGAAACCUUGCCUCUCUACCCACUGCUGGCACGGCACCAUGACUGCCCCGUGUGUGGGAAAAGCUUCAGCUGUAACUCCCAUCUUGUCAGGCACUUGAGAACUCACACAGGCGAGAAGCCCUACAAGUGCAUGGAGUGUGGAAAGAGUUACACCCGGAGCUCGCACCUUGCCCGGCACCAGAAGGUCCACAAAACAGCCACUCCCCACAAAUCCCCCCUGGCCCAGAAGGAGUCGGACGAUCCCUCAGCUCAGGCGCCCAAGACGCCGCCUGCUGACAAGCCCUACCGUUGUGAUGUCUGCGGCAAGUACUUCCGCUGGACUUCUGACCUUGUCCGGCACCAGAGGACUCACACAGGGGAGAAGCCCUUCUUCUGCGGCAUCUGCGGAAAAAACUUCAGCCAGAAAUCGGUGCUCACCACCCACCAGAGGAUCCACAUGGGCGGCAAGCCCUACUUGUGUGGCGAGUGUGGUGAGGACUUCAGUGAUCACCGGCGCUACCUGGCACACCGCAAGACACAUGCCGUGGAGGAGCUCCACCUCUGCAGUGAGUGUGGCCGCUGCUUCAGCCAUAGUGCCGCCUUCGCCAAGCACCUGCGGGGCCAUGCCUCGGUGCGGCCCUGCCGCUGCAGCGAAUGCGGGAAAAGCUUUAGCCGCCGUGACCACUUGGUCCGCCACCAGCGCACACACACGGGCGAGAAGCCCUUUACCUGCCCCACAUGUGGAAAAAGCUUCAGCAGAGGUUACCAUCUCAUCAGGCACCAGCGGACCCACUCGGAGAAGACCUAGCAGAUCCUGGCCAGAGUUGGCCACUCUUGGCCUCCCCUGCCCAGACAGAUACCAGCUACAGCCCCCCCACACCCCCCGCCUGACCUGCGUCUGUAUUAAUCUCUUCUCACACUUCGGGCCCGGCCCUGGCCCAAGCUGCCCCCUCACUGUUGGAACCCGCAUGGCCUGAAGUACAAUGUGAACCAACUUGAGGCUUCCGCCUGGGGUUCCUGUCUACCUCAGGGAUGAAGUUGACGUGGUCAUGACAUUCUCCCACAAUGGGGACAGUUUUUAUUUCCUGAAGACUUUUAACAGCGCUGUGUUGGCCUGUGCGUGGCCUGUGGAAGGGCCAGUCUAGAGGACCCUUCCUCUCCCGGCCUCUACAUUAAAUAAAGCACAUGGCCCUGAACUUGGCUCAAAGGCCAACCCCCUGCUGGCUCAGCCACACUUGCCCAGGAGGAUGGCACACCCACCUUCACCACGCACUUGGAUAUGGUGGAUGAAGACCACAAGGCCGCUGCUUUAGGACUUCGUCAGAUGCCAAGAGCAAUGCCAGACACCACUCCCUGGUGGGGUGGUUCCCCACCAGAACACUCAUGCCUUUAGCCCCCCAACAUCUCUCUGCCACCUGUCUCGCUUCUAUUCUGCCCCCAUGUACUUGUGACCCAAGUGCCACCCAGCAUGUGGGUGCCAAGGGCCUCCUUAGACCCUGUUCAUCCCGCUUUCCUCACACUGCUCUGUGGGGGGAUUUUCCAACUGUGUCCACUUAGCAUAAGGCACUACCAGAGCCCUAGUCAUGGCUGACCAAGCUGCUUCACUGACAUGAUGGAAACUGGAGAAGAACCAGGCUCAGUGCUGGGGGAACGUAGGAAAAGCCACAGUUGCUGGCCGAGGCUGGUCGGGACUCCUGGGGAUGCCCAGGAGCCAAACAGUCCUGGCAUCGGGCCAUGGUGAGCCCUGCCCCAAGGACCCCAAAGGAUUUGCCAAGAGAAAGUGGCUCUCACCAACUUGCUUUGUUGGCUUUUUUCUUAAGUGAUGUCAUUUUCACCUAGUUAAGAGAACCCAAAUCUGGUCUCUCCGGACCCUGGGCAUUCUGCCACCAGAGACAAAGGGCUUCCAAACUGACCCUCGCCUGCUCUGACCAGUCAUUGACCAUAAUGGAGAAACCAGCCCUGCUAGUGGAGCACAGGGUAUGGGAUUAAAGCAGGAGGAGGGAGACGGGCCUCCAGGCCUGCUUUCCUCUCCGUGCCAGCAGCACGGAACUGUGGCCUCCACCCUGUCCUCUCACCAGGACACCAUCCCUCGGGCCAGUGAGGAGAUUCCAGCCAGCCCUGGUCUGAUCAUUAGCUGGCCUCUGGGAAGUAUAUGCUCGGGAAAGAAAAGCUCCGAUUUCUGGAACUUUCUGUCUCACCAUUCUCUCUUGAGGACCUGAGACCUCGGGCGUGCAGAGCAGUUUCCCCUUAAGGACAGAGCUGGUUGCCCGGCAAACAGGCUCCUCAUGGGGCGUCUGCUGCUCACACUGGCACUUCUCAGCCAUGGGCCAAGCGUGAGGCACAUUCCCCCAAUCCCCUGACCAUGUGAUUUUGCUGUCUCGGUUUCUCUGAGCUCAAACCAUUUGUGGAAGUUGAUCAGGUGGCAGAAAAACUGGAUUCUUUUUUUAAAGAUUUCUUUGCUGACUGAGCAUUUCAGUAAAUGUGUUGACAGUCCUUACCUA